Messenger RNA from Toxotes jaculatrix (banded archerfish), 3195 nucleotides. RefSeq names its product SWI/SNF related, matrix associated, actin dependent regulator of chromatin, subfamily c, member 1b (gene smarcc1b). Gene Ontology annotation, molecular function: histone binding; nucleosomal DNA binding. The coding region runs from base 64 to 2940 and encodes 958 amino acids. The transcript has 28 exons. Gene Ontology annotation, cellular component: nBAF complex; npBAF complex; SWI/SNF complex. Gene Ontology annotation, biological process: positive regulation of DNA-templated transcription. The record is from RefSeq and is a predicted model, not a curated record. Lineage: Eukaryota; Metazoa; Chordata; Actinopteri; Toxotidae.
GCAACAGCUAGCGAGACCGCUAGCCAGUUUUGUUCUCUCGUUAGAAAUUAAUCUCGUUUUAUUAUGGCCACAAUGUCCGGAGGAACGAACCUCGGGAUUCCCGGGACGAGCCAGACCAGCUCCGUGUCGGCUGCGCAUCGGAAAAAAGACAGCAGUCCUUCCGCGAGGUUCUGGGAGAGUCCGGAUACUUUAGCCCAGCUGGAGGUGGUGCGACAGUGGAUCGGGAAGCACUACAAAAAGUAUGUGUUGGUGGAUGCUCCAUCGUGCCAGGCCCUGGCUGCGGUCACCUUACAGCUGCUCCAGUUUCAGGAGGAUGCCUUUGGCCGACAAGCUACCAGUCCCGCUCUCACCAAACUGCCUGCACAGUGCUUCCUGGAUUUACGACCAGGGGGUGGACUCUGCCACAUUCUUGGCACUGCCUACAAGUUCAAGGCUGAGCAAGGCUGGCGAAGGUUUGACUUGCAGAAUCCAUCAAGAACUGAGAGGAAUGUGGAGAUGUUUGGUACAAUUGAAGGGGCACUGAUCCAGAACAACUGUAUGUCACAGCCUGUGGUAUAUCUGGACCCCACGCUCGAUCAGGAGUUGGCAAGCAGACUGACCGGUAUCAUCACCAAGCACCAGGGUACACUCACUGAGGACCGAACACUCGCCAGUCACCACAUCUACCCUUCACCUGCUUCUACAGAAGAAGAUGAAUGGAUGCGUCCUGUCAUGCGAAAAGACAAGCAUGUCUUGGUACACUGGGGCAUGCAUCCUGACAGUUAUGACAGCUGGCUGUCCUCAAGUGAUGUUGAAGGAGAGGUUGAAGAGCCACCACCUCCAGAGAGACCCUGGAGGGUCCAUGCUGGUUGGGUUCUGGACACAGAUGCUUUCAAUGAAUGGAUGAACGAGGAAGACUAUUGUGUGGAUGAGAGGAGCGUACCAGUAAUCCUCCGCCAGCGUAUUCACCUCCGAGAUGACCAGGACCAAAAGUCCACCCCAACCAAAAAGAGAAGACGGUCCCCCUCGCCUCCAUCCUCUGAAGGCAGGAAGAAAGGAAAGAAGGGAAGAAGGCGUGGGCAACAAGAAGAAGAGCCAGAAGAGGACCUGACCAAAGACAUGGAGGAUCCAACCCCUGUUCCUAACAUGGAGGAGGUCAUACUACCCAAGAAUGUCAACCUGAAGAAAGACAGUGAGAAUACUCCUGUCAAAGGAGGCACCAUGGCUGACCUGGAUGAACAGGAGGAUGAUUUUCCUGGAAGGGAGGAUGAAGAGGGAAGAGGCGAGAUGCCGCGCUUAUCAGAGGGAGAGGACAACAUCACAGAACAAACCCAUCACAUUAUAAUACCAAGCUACACCUCUUGGUUCAAUUACAACAGCACUCACUUGAUAGAGAAACGUGCAUUGCCUGAAUUCUUUAAUGGAAAGAACAAGUCCAAAUCUCCAGAAAUUUACCUGGCAUACCGCAACUUCAUGAUCGACACAUACCGGCUCAACCCCCAGGAAUACCUCAGUUCAACGUCCUGCAGGCGCAACCUCACAGGAGACGUCUGUGCUGUCAUGAGGGUUCAUGCCUUUUUGGAGCAGUGGGGUUUGAUUAACUACCAAGUGGAUGCAGAGAGCAGACCCCUGCCCAUGGGACCCCCACCCACCCCUCAUUUCAACGUACUGGCUGACACUCCGUCCGGGCUAGCCCCCCUACAACACAAACCCCUGCAGGUGUCCGCCUCGCAGCACAUGUUGUAUUUCCCAGAAAAAAGCAGAGAGAAGCCUUCAGACUGCCAGAACUUCGGUCUGCGCACCGACAUCUACGCCAAGAAACACCCUAAGACUAAAGGAGCGAGUGCAGGAAGGGAAUGGACAGAGCAAGAGACACUCUUGCUGUUAGAGGCCUUAGAGGUUUACAGAGACGACUGGAAUAAAGUGUCUGAGCAUGUUGGCUCCAGAACACAGGAUGAGUGUAUUCUCCACUUCCUCCGACUGCCGAUAGAAGACCCUUAUCUAGAAGACUCCUCUGCCUCUCUGGGUCCCCUGGCGUACCAGCCCGUGCCUUUCAGCCAAUCGGAGAACCCCGUAAUGAGCACCGUGGCCUUCCUUGCAUCCGUGGUGGACCCGCGGGUGGCAUCGGCUGCAGCUAAGGCCGCGCUGGAGGAGUUUUCCCAAGUGCAGGAGGACUCCUUGGAUAAGGUCUCUGAAACAUCCAACCAGCCCGAAAAAACAGAAUCAAUGGAUGUGGAAAAAAUGGAGACAAACUCUGCCUCCCAUCAGGUCCCUGGAAGGGGGGAUGGGCUCAAGGUGGAAUCCACUGGGGCAAAAGUGGAGGGAGAUCGAGUCAAAAGGGAAAAUGCGGAAAAUAUACUUGCAGAGGACAGAGAUGGAAGGGGGGAUGACGAUGAGAGCGCAGGGCGGCGAGAGGGAGACGGGGACGAGGGGAGGAGAGGGAUGGAGCUGGAGCUUGUGGAGGGCAGCGUUGCCACGGCAGCAGCAGCAGCUCUGGCCUCAGCUGCCACAAAGGCCAAGCACUUGGCGGCAGUAGAAGAGAGGAAGAUCAAGUCCCUGGUGGCUCUGCUGGUUGAGACUCAGAUGAAGAAGCUGGAAAUCAAGCUGAGACACUUUGAGGAGCUGGAGACCAUCAUGGACCGCGAGAAAGAGGCUCUGGAGCAACAGCGGCAGCAGCUUUUAUCAGAGAGACAGACUUUCCACACGGAGCAGCUAAAACAGGCAGAGAUGAAGGUCCGCCAGCAGAGGGAGCAGCAGGGGCAGCCAGGAUACACAAUGCAGCAUUCAGUCCCCCCUCCUUCUUCAGGCCAGCCCAUGCCCAAUCGGAUGAUGCCCAGCGGAGGCAAUACCCAGCCGAUGGCCCCCCGACUCCCUGGAGCUCCCAAUGGCAUGUACCCGUCCUCACAGCCUGAUGGGAUUGCACCAGCUCAGCCCGGUCCUCCAGCCUCCACCCACAGCUGAAAUAACCAGAAAACAAGACACCCGCGCACACACACACCAGUCCUUUUUUCAACCAGUAUAACACGCUCAUAGAAAUGUAACACUGGCGUAAAUGUUCAGGAACAACUGCUUAAAAUUGAAGUCUGUAACUCCUCAGUUGUCACAAGUUUAUAAAUAUUGAAAUAUUUGUUCUCUGAUGGCAGAGUUGAGAAAUCUGCAGAUUGAACUCAACUCAAUAAAGCUGUUUUAUAUGAAACUUUUCUCUUAUUGUCUGUC